AUGGGCGUUGAUAACGAACAAGUAACCAACGAAAAUUCUAACCACUAUACUUCUGGUGACGCGUGGACACCUUCUACUUGGAGAACAAAAAAAAUCAAACAAAAUGUUUCUUACGAAGAUCAAGAACAUUUACAGAGAGUUACUGAAAAAUUAUACCAUGUGCCUCCUUUGGUAACACCAGCAGAGAUUAACAAACUUCGUCAUCAACUCGAACAAGUCGCGCUUAAUAAGGCUUUUCUAUUACAAGGUGGCGACUGCGCUGAACUUUUUGACUAUUGUUCACAGGAACCUAUCGAAUCAAAACUCAAAGUACUUCUUCAAAUGAGUUUGGUAAUUAUAUGGGGUUCUAGAAUUCCAGUAGUUCGAAUCGCCAGGAUGUGUGGACAAUACGCAAAACCUCGAUCAAAUGAAAUGGAAAUGUAUGAAGGAAAAGAAAUUCACGCUUUCCGUGGUGAAAUUAUUAAUGGAUAUGAACCUUCUGAUAGAAAACCCGAUCCAGAUCGCCUUUUAAGAGCUUAUUUCCAUUCUGCAGCAACACUUAAUUAUGUUAGAUCAAUUAUUGGGUCAGGAUUUGCAGAUUUACAUAAUCCGGACGAAUGGUCGCUUCAUCACGUUCGUUCUAAAGGAACGCGUCGAGAAUACCAAACGAUAGUUGAUCGUCUUACCGACACAUUAAAUUUCAUGAAUACAAUUGGAGCGGACGUGCCAUUUUCUCCUUUAACCAAUUCGUUAAAUAGUGUCGAUUUAUUCAUGUCACAUGAAGGAUUAAUACUUGAUUAUGAACAAUGUAUGACACGUUUGUUGAAAGAUCCAGAAACUCAAAGUCCAAAGUGGUACAACGUUGGAGCUCAUUUCUUAUGGGUAGGUGAUAGGACUAGGAAUAUUGAUGAAGCACACAUCGAGUAUUUUCGUGGAAUUAGUAAUCCUAUUGGGAUUAAAGUUGGGCCUAGCAUGCAACCAGAUGAACUUAAAAAAUUAUUGAAUAUAGUGAAUCCUAAUAAAGAGAUUGGGAAAGUUACAUUGAUUACGCGUUACGGAUGCGAUAAU
This is a messenger RNA of Dentiscutata heterogama, 1047 nucleotides long. Lineage: Eukaryota; Fungi; Glomeromycota; Glomeromycetes; Diversisporales; Gigasporaceae. The record is from the annotation of a GenBank genome assembly.